AUGAAGGCUACUCUUUCUCUCUCAAUUGCCUUGGGCCUGUUGCCCUUUACACCGAACGGCUAUGCCCCAGUCCAUGCUACCUGUCCAGCAAGCCGACCAUCUCUUCGGGGCGCUUCCACUCUGUCCCCCGAAGAAACAUCUUGGCUCACCACUCGACGCGCUAAGACCGCAUCAGCCCUAAAAGACUUCUUCGGACACGUCGAGAUCGACAACUUCGACGCCGUCAGCUACCUCAACAACCACUUUUGCAACCCAUCCAACCUCCCCAAUAUCGCCCUCGCCGUAUCAGGUGGUGGCAUGACAGCCGCCCUAACCGGUGCCGGCGCCAUCAAAGCCUUCGAUGCCCGUACCGAGGGUACAACUGCACACGGCCAGCUGGGUGGUUUGCUGCAGUCGGCUACUUAUUUUUCAGCACUUAGUGGGGGCUCGUGGAUGCUGGGCUCGGUGUAUAUGAAUAAUUUCACGACGAUCUCUGCGCUGCAGGAGGACUUUUGGGAUUUUUCUUCCCCGGCUAUUAUUUAUGGGCCGGAUAGUAUGAAUCGUACGCAGUUUUGGGCUCAGAUCACGGCCCAGGUCAAGGCGAAGAAGGACGCUGGGUUUGUGACUAGUGAUACGGAUUUCUGGGGCCGGAUGCAAGGGUACUACUUUUUCAACGCCAGCCAUGGCGGAGUCGACCUUACAUGGUCUUCCAUUGCAAAGACCAGCGCCUUCCAACACGGCGAUAUGCCACUCCCUCUGGUCGUCGCUGAUGGCCAGUUCUUCGACAAGUCCUCAGAGGACGCCAACAUGACAGAUCCGAUGUAUGAAAUCUCCCCGUGGGAAUUUGGCACUUACGACGACAACAUCUAUGGCUUCGCCCCACUCGAGUAUCUGGGCACUCGAUUUGUGGACGGUGUCGUGCCAGAUAACGAGACUUGCGUGCGUGGCUUUGACAAUGCCGGUUUCAUCACCGGCACGUCGAGCGAUACAUGGAACGAGGGAGGGAAUGACAUUGCCCAGACCCUACGUGCAUUGAUACAUCAAUACCCAGCCAACUCUUCCGUCGCAAAGGAGGUAAAUACCUAUCUCAAUGACUUCCGAAGCGCCGUCAGCUCAUCCAACUCAACCACCAACGGCCCCGCAGCCUACGACCCCAACCCAUUCUACCAAUACAACAAAGCCACAUCCCCAUUCGCACAAGACACACGCUUAACCGUCGUCGACGGUGGCGAAAACAGCGAAAACAUCCCCCUCAACCCUCUCAUUCAACGAAAGCGCAACGUGGACAUCAUCUUCGCCGUCGACUCCUACAAUAGCUAUGGCGACAACUGGCCGACUGGCUCCUCGCUCAUGCACACCUACGAACGCACCCUCGCCGGUCUCGCCAACGACACCUCCUUCCCUUCCAUCCCAGACAACAAUACCUUCGUCAAUCUGGGUCUGAAUGCCCGUCCGGCCUUCUUCGGCUGUGAUAGUUCCAAUAUGACCACCCCCGCGCCGUUGGUCGUGUACCUCCCCAACCAACCCAUUACGUACAUGUCGAACGUGACGAUUACCGAGACGAGUUACAAUGCGUCUGCCCGCGACGCCAUGAUUACUAAUGGUUAUAACAUUGCGACUCGGGCGAAUGGCACUUUUGACUCGAAUUGGUCGACUUGUGUGGGAUGCGCGGUUCUCAGCCGGUCGUUUGAUCGAACUGAUACGCCUGUUCCGGAGGCUUGUGCUCGGUGCUUUCAGAAAUAUUGCUGGAAUGGGACGAUUGAUGAUAGGACUCCGGCGCCGUAUCAGCCGGAGGUGUUCUUUUAUAUUAUAUUAUAA
Messenger RNA from Aspergillus wentii DTO 134E9, 1797 nucleotides. RefSeq lists its product as uncharacterized. NCBI's taxonomy places the organism in Eukaryota, Fungi, Ascomycota, Eurotiomycetes, Eurotiales, Aspergillaceae. Bases 1 to 1797 code for a protein of 598 amino acids. Gene Ontology annotation, biological process: glycerophospholipid catabolic process. The transcript is spliced from 4 exons. The record is from RefSeq and is a predicted model, not a curated record. Gene Ontology annotation, cellular component: cytosol; intracellular membrane-bounded organelle. Gene Ontology annotation, molecular function: A2-type glycerophospholipase activity.